Molecule: messenger RNA, 3707 nt
Organism: Hippocampus zosterae (dwarf seahorse)
Lineage: Eukaryota; Metazoa; Chordata; Actinopteri; Syngnathiformes; Syngnathidae
Gene: invs
Product: inversin
Exons: 19
Coding region: 204-2975 (923 amino acids)
Biological process (GO): protein localization to ciliary inversin compartment
Cellular component (GO): ciliary inversin compartment
Molecular function (GO): protein binding
Source: RefSeq, a predicted model, not a curated record
UAUUUCCAAGGUGCUAGCACGGAGACCAAUUAGAUCGCACCUCCACCUCAAAUGUAUUAAGUUUGGGGUUUGAAUUUCAACUCUGACCUUCCUGCGUGGAGAUGCAGGAUGAGGGAUCAGGACAGGUAGGGGACAUGGAUUCACACCCAAUAAUGAUGCACUGAACUGGGAAACAUCUGCUGAGUGCCCCUUUCAAUGUAACUAUGGCCGCAGCGCCCUCUGGACCGUGCGCCGCCCCUCUGGGCUCGCAGGUUCACGCCGCCGCUGUCAAUGGCGACAGGAAUACGCUGCACAAACUCAUCACAGCAGAGCCAGUCCUCCGGGACCGUGAGGAUCAAUUUGGCCGCACCCCUCUCAUGUACUGCGUGCUGGCUGAUCGCCUAGACUGUGCAGAAAUUCUGCUAAAGGCCGGAGCCUCAGUCAACAAGACCGACCACAGCCAACGCACGGCUCUGCACCUCGCUGCACAGAAGGGAAAUGUUCGUUUCCUCAAGCUGCUGCUGUCUCGACACGCCAACUGGCUCCAGAAAGAUUUGGAAGAGAUGACCCCGCUGCACCUUGCCACACGACACCCUUCUCCAAAAGCCCUCGCAUUGCUGCUUAAACACAUUGGCCCAGGGGAGGUCGACACACAGGACAAGAACAAGCAAACUGCCCUGCACUGGUCAGCGUUUUAUAACCGGCCGGAGCACGUCCGCCUCCUCAUCAAGCACGACUCCAACAUCGGCAUCCCUGACAGCGAGGGCAAGAUCCCCCUGCACUGGGCCGCGCACAGCCAGGAAGCCAGGGCCACGCAAACUGUCCGCUGUAUCCUGGAAGCGGCUCCCACGGAGUCCCUGCUGAACUGGCAGGACUACGAAGGUCGGACACCCUUGCACUUUGCUGUCGCCGACGGUAACGAGGCAGUGGUCGAGGUGCUGACGUCCUACCAGGGCUGCAAUGUGACCGCUUACGACAAUCUCUUCAGGACACCGCUCCAUUGGGCCGCCCUGCUCGGCCAUGCCAGAAUUGUCCACCUGCUGCUGGAGAGGAACACGUCAGGCACUAUUCCCUCCGACAGCCAAGGAGCGACACCUUUGCAUUACGGAGCACAGAGCAACAAUGCUGAGACAGUAGGUGUGUUUCUUUCUCACCCAUCAGUGAAAGAUGAGCCUGACCUGGAGGGCAGGACGGCCUUCAUGUGGGCAGCGGGCAAGGGCUGCGAUGAUGUCAUCCGCACCAUGUUGGCCCACACGCCUCACAUUGACAUCAACAUGACCGACAAGUAUGGCGGCACCGCGCUACAUGCAGCCUCCCUGUCAGGCCAUGUUAGCACUGUCAAAUUGCUGUUGGAGAGGGGAGGCAUGGUGGACUCUCUGGAUGUAAUGAAGCACACGCCGCUGUUUCGUGCCUGCGAGAUGGGACAGAGGGACGUCAUCCUCACGCUCAUCAAAGGCGCCGCACGUGUGGACCUCGUGGACGUGGACGGUCACACUGCACUCCACUGGGCAGCUUUGGGAGGGAACGCUGAGGUCUGCCAGAUCUUAAUGGAGAAUGGAAUCAGCCCCAAUGUACAGGACCAAGCAAAACGGACUCCACUGCAGUGUGCUGCCUAUGGUGGCUACAUCACAUGCAUGGCUGUCCUGAUGGAGAAACAUGCUGAUCCAAACAUACAGGACAAGGAGGGGCGGACUGCUCUCCACUGGUCGUGCAACAAUGGCUACCUGGAUGCCGUGAAGUUGCUGCUGGGCUACAGCGCCUUUCCUAACCACAUGGAGCACACAGAGGAGAGGUACACGCCGCUGGACUAUGCGUUGCUGGGGGGCCACAGCGAGGUGACCCAGUUCAUGCUGGAGCACGGCGCUCUGUCCAUCGCCGCCAUCCAGGACAUAGCCGCCGCCUCCAUUCAGGCCAUCUACAAGGGCUACACGGUCCGCAAGGCUUUCAGGGAGAGGAAGCAGCUCCUCAUGAGGCACGAGCAGCUACGCAAGGACGCCGCCAAGAAGCGAGAGGAGGAAAUACGGCGGAGAGAAGCCGUGCAGCAAAUCUCUGUGGCCGCGGCCAAGGAGCGAAAAUCGUCUUCAGAGACGAGCGAGCAGGAGAAAUUCUCCUUGGUGAACCGAGUGGCGGAUUUAUCCGUGAAAGACUCGGUGGUGGAGACAAAGAAAGCAACUAAACCUGAACGGAGGGACAGAGAGGAGAGACACAAAGGCCAUCGGAGCAGAUCCUCAAGGAGCAAAGCUGCUGAUCCAACUGACACUCCGAGCCCUGAAAGUCACAUGACAUGCGACAGGACUACCAGGAUGAAGGACCCGCUUUCUCCGAGCAGCUCAGCAUCAUCCAGACACUCCUUCACACGUAAAGUCAAGGAGCAAAGACCCGCCUUGUUCACAAGCACCCCUUACACAGUCGUCUUGGACGCAGACCAAACAGCCGCCGUACCGCCGAGAAAGACUGAUUCGCUGAAGAACAGACACCACAAGGCCAAAGAUCCCGCUCACUUUGCCGGAGCCUCUUUGCACACGAGAAGCCCUUUGAGAAAACAUCACGCCGCCACAAGCGCCCUAAAAGGACACGACAGAGAGCAGCGCAGGAGGAAGCACGAAGCGGCCAGGGUCAUCCAACGAGCAUGGCGAAGGCUCCUCACACGCAGACGCGGUGAAGGCAAGGCCUGCAAGGGGGUGGAGUUAAGUGUUUUAAACCACGCCCACACCGAGAAGAGACGGACGGAGAUGCGAGCUCCUCUUGCAAAACCUGCAGCCACGACUAAGACGUCGGUGCUCCAAAACAUUUAUGGAAACUCCAUGGCCGUACGAGGACAUCCUUCAUUUCGGGGGUCUCAGCUGCUCCUGAAUGUGCCUUUACGCACGCAGAGCCAGUUGAGCGGGUUGGACUACGUGCACCUGACUGAUGCGGUGGAUCAAGCCAGGCAGUUCUCCUACCACCUGAGGCCGCAAAGCUCCAGCCAGGGUCGGGGCCAUCGAGGAAAGCGGUGACGCACACGCGCGUCCACCUAAGUACUUUUUUUUUUUGUUUUCUUAGUUGGCUGGCAGACCUUACCUCCCCGGAAUUACUGCAUACAUUGUCGGCUUCUAAAAUUAAGCCGUAUGAUAUCACAACCAUGACCUCACGGGGCGGGGGUUAAGUCUACCGAAGUGACGCGUGUAAAAGAUAACCUUUCAUCCAUUGUGAGACAAACACAUAUGCACACAUACGCGCGCGUGCGUGACUCUCACUCACACACUGAGAUAACCUUUCCUCGUGUUGCGGAGAAUGAGCCAGUCUAUCAACAGCCACUCAUGAACUCAGCCCACCUGCAGAAACACACACACACACACGAUCUAAAAAUAUGUCGGGUCCAUUCUUGGGUUUACAUUAAAAACACAGGCACACAGGUGCCACCGCAUUUAUAUGCUCGCUUAAGCAAAUCCUCAAUGUCAUAUUUCUUGCUGAAAUCUGCACUCAAAUUAUUUUGAAGCCCCCUUUUUUUAACUUAAAAAAUGAGCUGAACAAACUAUUUUCUCGAAUUCUGAAUUGAAAACUAGCUUUUUGUAAAUUAGUUGUGUAUAUGUAAAAAUGUGUUUAAUUGUGGAAAGUACAUAAAGGUAAAAACAGAUCGGCAAACAGUGGCCAAAUAUUUGGCUGAUUGUUUUGAUCGAUGCUUGAAGGGUCAUAACUCAUCGUCUGAUUUAAUCUUAUAAUAAAUACAAACAACAGUGGACACAUCA